Messenger RNA from Bipolaris oryzae ATCC 44560, 1095 nucleotides. RefSeq names its product glycoside hydrolase family 28 protein. Gene Ontology annotation, biological process: pectin catabolic process. Gene Ontology annotation, molecular function: polygalacturonase activity. Bases 1 to 1095 code for a protein of 364 amino acids. The transcript is spliced from 2 exons. NCBI's taxonomy places the organism in Eukaryota, Fungi, Ascomycota, Dothideomycetes, Pleosporales, Pleosporaceae. Gene Ontology annotation, cellular component: extracellular region. The record is from RefSeq and is a predicted model, not a curated record.
AUGGUCGCAUAUGCUCUUACUUCGAUGCUUCUGAGCGCUGGUGCGCUCGUCUCUGCCGCGCCAUCAGGUCUUGAUGCCCGCGCUGGAUGCACUUUCACCGAUGCUGCAACGGCUAUCAAGAACAAGGCCUCUUGCACCAACAUUGUCAUCAGCGGCAUGACUGUUCCUGCUGGUACCACCCUGGACCUCACGGGCUUGAAGUCCGGUACUACUGUCACCUUCCAGGGCACAACUACCUUUGGAUACAAGGAGUGGGAAGGCCCGCUCAUCUCCGUCUCCGGAACUAACAUCAAGGUGGUGGGUGCCGCCGGCCACACCAUUGAUGCCGCUGGUCAGAAGUGGUGGGACGGAAAGGGAUCCAACGGAGGCAAGACUAAGCCCAAAUUCUUCUACGCUCACUCCCUCACCACAUCCUCAAUCAGCGGACUCAACAUCAAGAACACCCCCGUCCAGGCCUUCUCCAUCAACGGUGCCACCGACUUGACUCUUGACCGCAUCUCUAUCGACAACACCGCAGGCGACUCAGCCGGCGGCCACAACACCGACGCCUUCGACAUCGGCAGCUCCAGCGGCAUCACCAUCUCCAACGCCAACGUCAAGAACCAAGACGACUGUGUCGCCAUUAACUCCGGCAGCAACAUCCACGUCACAAACUGCCAGUGCUCUGGCGGCCACGGCGUCUCCAUCGGCUCUGUCGGCGGCCGCAAAGACAACACCGUCAAGGGCGUCACCGUCAGCGGCACCACCAUCGCCAACUCGGACAACGGCGUCCGCAUCAAGACCAUCUCUGGCGCCACCGGCUCCGUUUCCGACAUCACCUACGAAAACAUCACCCUCAGAAACAUUGCCAAGUACGGCAUCGUUAUCGAGCAGGACUACCUUAACGGCGGCCCAACUGGAAAGCCCACCACUGGCGUCCCCAUCACCGGUGUUACGCUUAAGAACGUUGCCGGUACCGUUACCGGAUCCGGUACUGAGAUCUACGUCCUUUGCGGAAAGGGAAGCUGCUCUGGCUGGAACUGGUCCGGCGUUAGCGUUACUGGUGGAAAGAAGAGCUCCAGCUGCCUUAACGUUCCUGCUGGCGCUUCUUGCUAA